Molecule: messenger RNA, 1674 nt
Organism: Balaenoptera ricei (Rice's whale)
Lineage: Eukaryota; Metazoa; Chordata; Mammalia; Artiodactyla; Balaenopteridae
Exons: 3
Coding region: 1-864 (287 amino acids)
Source: RefSeq, a predicted model, not a curated record
AUGUCUCAGAAUCACAGUGAGCCCAAACUUCCUUCCAGUGCUUUCUGUUUUCCAAAACUUGCAGGAGCUCCUCUGCAUCUGAACAAGAAGCUAAGAGUUGAGGAAUACUGUGAGCUCGCUUCGUCCAGCCUCCUGCCCGGAGCAGCAAACGUAUGUUCCCUCCCAGGGUCUUUGGGCCUCAGCCUGCAGACCUCCAGCGACAGGGCGCACUGCCGUUCAGGUGAGGGACUGGGACACGUCGGGACAGAGGGGAGCAAAGACCCAACUUGGUCAUCACGCCGCUCACAGUCUGGUGAGGUCAAGAGGUGGCAGGUGACCCCCAGGCCACACUGCAGCGAGCGCCACGCAAGCCCUGUGGGGACCAGCGUGGGCCAGGUGAGCGCCGGGCAGAGCGCCAGGCAGAGCGCCAGGGGAGAAGGAAGCCCCCGCCCCAGUGGCCCUGGAGAGGGAGACACUGUGGCUUCACCACCGGGCACGGCAUCAACAGCUUUUGAGCUUCCCAGCUGGCGAGGAUGGCGGCUGCCACGGAGGCUGAAGAAGGGGCCCCGAGACUGGGGAGGGGAGCCAGAGGUGGGAAGAAGGGGUCUGCGCCUCCGCCCCGCCACCCCCGGCCUGCUGCCCGGUACCCACAUCGGCAUCCCCGAGGGGCCACCACGGCCUCCACGGCAGCCCUGGCUGCCCCGCGGCUCCUGGCACAGCUCCUGCCACCUGACUCUUGCCGGUGCUGCCAGGGCUGCUCUCUUCCUUCCAGAGGGAGGAACAGGAGGAAGAGAAGAAGAAAGCAGGGGCUUGCCCAGCUCAGGGUCAGAGCGCUCAGGGUGCAGACCCGGGAGCAGCCCCCAGCCCCCCACACCCUCCCUGUGAGCCGAGCCUCCUCCUCGGGCAUAAGCAGCGGCAUCCGUCCCAGAGCCCCGCGGGGAUCGGUCGGUCCGAGGACUGGGGGGCCCCUCCCAGGUGUGGGUCCCGAUCCCAGCCCCUCCUCACCGGCCUCACUCCCUCCGGGUAAGGGGCUAACUCCUCGGUGCCGCGGGGUCCCUUCUGUACAACGGGGUGAAGACGCCAACUUGCAGGGCUGGAAUCAAGACUCAGUGAGACAAUAUACGCACAGGGCCUGGUGUGUGAACACCUGAUAAACGGCCACAUGAUGUUGGCAUCUGUCAUCUUGCUUAGUCCGGUUGUGCGAACGCCAUGUUCUCCCCAGUGGUGCCCCCCCUGAGAGGGGACCCGGCUGUACCGAGCUGUCCCCUCCUUGAGUUCCAGAGUCCAAAUAAACUGCCGCGGCAGCGCCAAGACCAGCUUCCUCAGUGCCAGGAAGGAGGGCACACAGGCGCCGGGCCUGGGCCCUCUGCCCCAGGGACAGACGGCUUGAUUUGGGGGCCUUAUGCUGCGAGCCUGCACCCUAGGUCCCAGAGCCAGACUCUGCGGCUCUGCCCACCCUGUCCUUCCUCACCAGCUGAUUCUGUGAAGCAAACACUCACUGAGUGCCCUCUUAUGAGAGCAGACCCUGGGGUCGGGCAGAUUGUGCUCAAAUUCCAGCUCUCUCCUGGUUGGUGUGUCCUCAGAUGAGCUACUUUACUUCUUUGAGCCUCAGUUUCCUCUUCUGUAAGAUGGGGACAAUAAUACUUUCUUCAAAGGGGCCUUGUGAAGACUGGAUGAGUUUACUAGGCAGGAUGG